GCAGCCGGCGUGGGCGGGGCCAGCGCUCGCGUCAUGGAGCGGCCCUCUGGAGCCGGCGCCCUGGUGUCUGUCAUCCUCCCGGUGCACAAUGCCGAACUGUGGCUGGACGAGUGUUUGCAGUCCAUUUGGCAGCAGGACUUUGAAGGCCCCAUGGAACUCUCUGUGUUUGAUGAUGCCAGUCAGGACAAGUCUAUGGCUAUCAUUGAAAAAUGGAAGGUGACACUUGAAAGUUCCGGUAUCCUUGUGAUCGUUGGAGGGCACAAUGCUCCUUCCCCUCGGGGAGUUGGAUAUUCAAAAAAUCGAGCAAUAGAACAGAGCUCAGGAUCUUUUCUCUGCUUUUUGGAUUCGGACGACGUGAUGAUGCCUCAGAGGGUGAGACUGCAGUACGAAGCAGCUGUCCAGCACCCAACAAGUAUUAUUGGUUGCCAAGUGAGGAGAGACCCCCCUAACUCCACUGAGCGGUACACACGCUGGAUCAACGAGCUCACCCCACAGCAACUUCUCACCCAGGUCUUCACCUCCAAUGGCCCAACUGUAAUCAUGCCAACCUGGUUCUGCUCUCGGACGUGGUUUUCCCAAGUGGGCCCAUUUGAUGAGGGCGGGCGGGGCGUGCCUGAGGACCUGCUUCUCUUCUACAACCAUCUCAGAAAGGGUGGCGGAGUUUUCCGCGUGGACCACAGCCUCCUCCUCUACCGCUACCACCCGAGCGCAGCCACACACUCUGUCCUCGAGACCACCAUCUGGAUCCACCGCGUCCGCUUUCUGGAGGAGCAGGUCCUGCCACAGUGGAAGGCCUUCACCAUCUGGAACGCUGGCAAGCAGGGACGUCGGCUCUACCGAAGCCUCACAGCUGAGUCCCGGAAUAAGGUGGUCACUUUCUGUGAUGUGGAUGAGAACAAGAUCAGUAAGGGCUUCUACUGCUACGAGGACUCUCAGGGAGCCAGCAUGGAGGACAGCGUGGGAGCAGAGCCAUGCAUGAUCUUCUCUCAUCUCAGGAAAGACCUAAGCCCCGGGUUCCAAUCCUGCACUUCCGAGCUGCCCGGCCGCCCUUCGUGAUCUGUGUGAAGCUGGACCUCACAGGAGGCGCCUUCGAGGACAACCUCAAGUCCCUGCACCUGCAGGAGGGUUUGGACUUUGUCCACUUCAGCUGAUGCACACAGCAGCCCCCAGAUAAGAUCAGGGUGCAUCCUGCAGGCCACCGGGCGGAGCACCUGGAAGAGGCAGGUGUCCAGGACCUGGCAAACCUCCUGUGUAUACGGAACCCUUCUGGAGACCCAGGACUUGGUGAUCAGCAUGGUGAAUGCAGGUGUAUGUUACCCACACGCUCAAGGGCCACUAUCGCGAAACUGUAUCCUUGGAGCAUUGGUCUUGGGUGCAUCUGCAUCACUACAACCCUGGUGGGGCUCCUGAGAAGCACCUGAUGCACCCCAUCUCUGGCCGUUGGGAAGAGUACUGCCUGCGGGGCUGGGAGACUUGCUGGACUGUGCCCCAGCCAUGGACUAGCGGCUAUGGGAGGAGUGAUGAGGUCCUACUGGUCUGUGUGGCAGACUUGGGAGCAGAAUGGGACAGGAUUACUGUGCGGCAGGAACAAGGGUACAGGCCCCUCUAGUGGGGCCUCUUUGGCAUUCUCUGCUUGACCCUAAGCUGGAAGUGGGACACAACUGGGAAGCAUUUGGUCACAGACCACACCUGGCCGCUGGAGCUACAGGAAGGAAUUCUGUUCUAACCUGCGUUUGUGCUGUCUCAGCCCAGAGGCUCUGAUUUGAGCAUCCAUCUGAGCCACACAGUGUUGUCCUUUGGCAUCCCACUGGUGCCAGAGUCUGGAAGGAGACCACAGACAGCCCUGCCGGAGUGUGUGAGGACCCUGGCCCGGGCCUGGGGGUGGUGGCUGCAGGUCCUCAGGCAGUGCUGCACAUCUGCCCCACCCCAGUGUCUGCAGCAGAAACCCAUGGGAGCCUUUAGUCUCAGUAGACCCUUCCUAAAGUCUCCUGUCAGACUUCUUGCCUUUGUGAGUUCUCCAGGUCAUUUCAGAUUUCCUUCCUUUGGUGGAGUUUCUACUUGCCCCCUCUGCCCCAGAAAUGACCUUGGGCUUCUGCCCCUCACACCUUGCACAUGGCUCACUCCUGGGCUCAGGCGAGCGCGUCCCUGCAGUAUCGGUAGCCCAGCAUCUGCUGCUUGUGAUACCCACAUGCAGGGCCUCACCACCACUGAGGUCCAACUGCAAGCCACCAGACAGUGGAUGGACUCAGUGUCCUGCGAUUUUUUUUGGCAUCCAGGGUUAUAGUUAAAACCAGAUCCUUCUCACAGCAGCUCUGCUCUCUGGUAUUUCCUGUUCCCACAAGUGUGGCCCCAUAUGACCUGAGGCUAGACAUAGGCAAGACCCCCUUCUGGUUUUUUUUGUUUGGUUGGUUGGUUUUUGGGUCACACCCGGCGAUGCACAGGGUUACUCCUGGCUCAUGCACUCAGGAAUUACUCCUGGCGGUGCUCGGGGGACCAUAUGGGAUGCUGGGAUUCAAACCUGGGUCUGCCGCAUGCAAGGCAAACACCCUACCCGCUGUGCUAUCUCUCCAGCCCCAAGACCCCCUUUUGGAUGUGCUUCACCAAGCGUGGAAGCCAGGCUUCUCCUUCCAGGGUCAGAGAUCAGCUGCUGGCAGCUGUCGCCCCCUGAACCCCCACCAGCCUUGGGGGCAGCUGUCGUGCGGGGCCUCAGGUAGGAGCAUGUCCCUUUGCUGAACACUAAGGGUGGGGUGAGGGUGAGGGGACAUGGUGAGCCCUGGCAUGGCUGGCCUUUACCCCUC
Messenger RNA from Sorex araneus (European shrew), 2798 nucleotides. RefSeq names its product UDP-GlcNAc:betaGal beta-1,3-N-acetylglucosaminyltransferase like 1 (gene B3GNTL1). The record is from RefSeq and is a predicted model, not a curated record. The transcript is spliced from 12 exons. The coding region runs from base 34 to 1056 and encodes 340 amino acids. Lineage: Eukaryota; Metazoa; Chordata; Mammalia; Eulipotyphla; Soricidae.